CGUUCCCUGUGGCACUCAUGGAAUAUUUGACAGGUGAAUUAUUGGAAGGUUCUUGUUUUUAAACAAAUUGUUCAGAUUUAUCAAUGAGAAAUUUCAUUAAUGCUUGAAAAAUAAAAAAUUAAGCAAGACAUUAGUAAUGGCUAGAGAUUAUGAUCAUUUAUUCAAAUUACUUAUAAUAGGGGACAGUGGUGUAGGUAAAAGUUCCUUACUACUCAGGUUCUCAGACAAUACAUUCACUGGAAGCUACAUAACUACCAUAGGAGUAGAUUUCAAAAUCAAAACCGUUGUUGUUAAUGGACAAAAAGUUAAGCUACAAAUAUGGGAUACUGCAGGCCAGGAAAGAUUUAGAACCAUUACCAGCACAUACUAUAGGGGUACACAUGGUGUUAUUGUUGUGUAUGAUGUAACCAAUGGAGAGAGUUUCGCUAAUGUUAAGAGGUGGCUUCACGAAAUCGAACAGAACUGUGAUCUAGUGAAUAAAGUUUUAGUUGGAAAUAAAAAUGAUACUCCGGAACGUAAGGUUGUUCUGACAGAAGAUGCUCAACGUUUUGCUGACACUAUGAACAUUCAGUUGUUUGAAACGUCAGCAAAAGAUAACAUAAAUGUAGAAGAAAUGUUCCUUUCAAUCACACGAUUGGUGCUGAGAUCAAAAUUAGAAUUGAUAGAAAGGCAGAAUGUAACGCAAAACGAUACUGUCAAUUUAAGAAAAACUAACAAGCAGGGUAAAAAGAAUAAAUGUUGUUAGCGGUGCAAUUUUUUAUUUCAAAAAUCGUUCAGAUUUUUUUGGGGGAAUCAUGACAUAUUUCGAAAAGUCUUACAACGAUUCAAGUACCGGAAAAAUAUUUUAGGACACCCUGUACAUAACCAUAAUGUGUAAAUAUAUAAGAAUAUUUUAAUUAACAAAAAUAAAGAAGUUAUUUUGAUUGAUUUGUAGAAGUUGUGCAUCUAUCAAUGUACGUUGUAAUGUUUUCAAGGUUUCCAUAAAAUAUUUGAUAUUAUUUCGGUCGGCACUUUAAUUGGUAGGAAUUGAUUAUAUACUAUCUAAAUGAAAAUUGAUAGAUGUGAAACUGCUGUUGUUGUAGUCAACCAGUAACAGGUUCAGCGUUUAUAUAUGAAGUUUUUUGUUAUGUGUUCCUAACAUUCCAUUAAAAUAAAACCAGGUUGUUUUCUCUUGAAUUUUUUAUAAAUAAUACUUUUGAAGUAUUCUAUAUUCCACCAGUUUUUUCAUUAAAUCUGCACUAUGACCAAAAAAUAUAAGUAUAUAAAUUCGGAACCUGUCGUUCAUGUGACUGAACUCUCUGAAAUAUCCUGAGUUGAAACAUACAACUACGAGUAUGUUAAAUUGCAGAAGUUUCCACAAAUAUGUACUAGAAAAUUAAUAUUUUGAAAUAUCCAUCUUCCAACUACGUACACCGUAGGUUCUUCCCUGGCUAA
Molecule: messenger RNA, 1434 nt
Organism: Leptinotarsa decemlineata (Colorado potato beetle)
Lineage: Eukaryota; Metazoa; Arthropoda; Insecta; Coleoptera; Chrysomelidae
Gene: Rab35
Product: RAS oncogene family member Rab35
Molecular function (GO): GTP binding; GTPase activity
Source: RefSeq, a predicted model, not a curated record